AUGGUGAACCAGUCGGACCUGCCAUUCCGGCUCCUCGUGGAACAGUAUGGAGCAACGUCAACCUAUACCCAAAUGCUCCUCCCAGAAAAGCUAUUGAACGACCAAGAAUAUCUUGAAUUUCAUCUCCGAGACUUGCAAACGUUCGCCAAACUAAAGACGAGGCCUGUAGUGGUUCAGUUGGGCGGAAAUGACCCCGAUCUUGUGGUGCAAGCAGGGAGAAAAAUGCAACAGUGGUGUGAUGGGAUAGAUCUUAAUCUCGGGUGUCCCCAGGAAGCUGCACGAGACGCACAUUAUGGUGCAUACCUUCUUGGGCAACGGGACUGGCCUCUGGUCGAGCAGAUUGUUUCCUCGAUGGCCACUUCGUUCACGGUGCCGUGCUCUGCAAAGAUUCGGCUGUGCCAACCCGUGGGCAAGACGAGUGAAUUUUCGCAACGUCUGGAAGCCCAGGGAGCCUCGUGGAUUACACUCCAUGCUCGAACGGUAUCUGCCAGGCGAAGACGGCAAGGCGCAGCGGAUCUGAGCAUCGUCCAGGAGCUAAAAUCAAGCCUAAGGGUUCCCGUUAUUAGCAAUGGAAACGUUCGUGCAUUCCCGGAUCUGCAAGUCAACCUCGAUUACACUGGUGCAGAUGGCCUCAUGGUAGGCGAGGCUUUGUUGGACAAUCCCUGGUAUGAGUCUCGCCCCACUACUUGCCUACUCGGUGACUCGACUCGAGAGUCGAUCCCGCAGGACACCCUAUUCUCGGACAUCGUCCCGGACCCAAUGCAAAUUUCAUUGGACUACCUUAAACUGUGCUCGCAAUUUCCGGGAACAGCGCCCCUACGAACCGUUCAAGCCCAUGUGCGACACUUUGUAGAAGCCCAAUGUGAUCGAGAGCCCUGGGUCAGCCAAUUCCGAGCGGCGUUGAGUAUGACGAAAGACAUCAGUGAGGUGGAGGGUCUGGUGAGGUCACGAAUAGCGGAUCGGGAGGAGGGAUUGGGGAGAUGUGAUACCAAAAAUCAGUUUGACAUGCUUGAUGAAGAGGAGGACUUGGGGAUCGAGUUUCUUCACUAG
This is a messenger RNA of Coprinopsis cinerea okayama7#130, 1050 nucleotides long. Its product is annotated as t-diRNAhydrouridine synthase. Bases 1 to 1050 code for a protein of 349 amino acids. The transcript has 5 exons. Gene Ontology annotation, biological process: tRNA processing. Gene Ontology annotation, molecular function: tRNA dihydrouridine synthase activity; flavin adenine dinucleotide binding. The record is from RefSeq and is a predicted model, not a curated record. NCBI's taxonomy places the organism in Eukaryota, Fungi, Basidiomycota, Agaricomycetes, Agaricales, Psathyrellaceae.